Molecule: messenger RNA, 519 nt
Organism: Aureobasidium melanogenum CBS 110374
Lineage: Eukaryota; Fungi; Ascomycota; Dothideomycetes; Dothideales; Saccotheciaceae
Exons: 4
Coding region: 1-519 (172 amino acids)
Source: RefSeq, a predicted model, not a curated record
AUGCAGGUACAGGGUAUCGCGGUAGUUGGCAGUUUGCUAGUGCAUGCCACUGCAUGGCUUGGAGAUAAGCACUGGUUCGCUGUAAUCCUUGCGAAAGCAGACACAUCCCGCGGUAGUUGGGUCCCCCUAAGGAUGCAUGUCGGCAGUCGCUUGCACAGGCAGCAAAGUAGUCGAGAAGUGAGACCAGUAGCAGGCGAGGCACUCGAUGCGGGGUUCGCAAAGGGACUUUCCAAGAACCGCAAGUGCGGCGGAGAAGUGUCCGGGGUGAUUGCGCGAAAGUGUCAAUGCUCGCCUUCGGGUCAGGGUCGCGGCAAGCAAGCUUUUGGUGCACAGUUCGAACCUACCAACUCGCCUUCCCUGCCUGUUCGAGGCAUGAUUCACCGAGAACAGUCUGCAGGUGUGUGGACGAGAACCGGCACCGCCACGCGUAAGCAAGACACGGCACUUGGAACUCCAUCUCUAUCUCAGCUUGGUCGACCAAUACCGAUUGCGAUGUUUGUCGGAGCUGAAUACCGGUGA